AAGCACACAUACCGUAUUCUUCCUACCUUCUUCUUCCUCGUAUGUCUUUGUUGAUUCGAAACUAGCAACUCUUCUGUACUCUGUACGCCUUCCACACCUUCCAUGGCACCAGAUCCACUUAAUAAUGCUUCAAAUUCUUACUAUAUGCUACUUCGAGAGUUGUUCUUACGUUUGGUCCUUGGUCUUCAAGUUGAGUCUUCCCUUUCCAUGGAGAUAAUUGCCUUUUGGUUGUGGCUGCAACAAGGGAAUGGCCAAGUUGGUUACCUUCAGCACAUAUACUCUUUCAAUGACAACCAUUUUCAUGCGAUUGUUUCUUCUGCAAAACGUUUUCUGGAACUUCUUCAUUUCGGAUUCGAUGGUCGCGAGGCCAGAUCUGUACCUAGAAGUGCCUUUCAGAGGCAAGCUAUUGAAGGAAUUUCUCUCUACUUCAAUAAUAUCUGUUACGAGGCCUUAGAAGAUCUCCGAGAAAGAAUAGAGAUGAAUUUUGUCCAUAAUCAGAUGACAUACCUGCGCCAAAAAUCCCAUGGACAGUCCAUGACUGAUCGGGUUCCUAUAAGCACGAUGACAGAUCUAUACCCAGAGGUCUAUGGAGAAUCCUCGAAUGAACAGAUUCCUAAAAGCACGAAACAUCUUCUUACCAAGAUAAAGGCUUUGUAUGCUAACACUCCUAAGCAUCACGGAGAAGGCACAAAUUCUAGAAAUAUCCAUGUUCAAACAAGUCAAAUGCAUCAUGGAGAAGGCUCAAGUUCAAGAAACAUCCAUGCUCAAACAUGUCAUAUGCUCCGACAUGAUACAAACGAUGAAGUAUAUGAUUAUCAGUCAACCUCCCGUUUGGUGACAUUGCUGGAUAAGUUAAGCUUAAGAGAGAACCAUAAUGAUGCAAUCACGCAACACCAAUCUGAUGUUCCACCUGAUGAGAGAACUUUGUUCGUGACAUUUUCUAAUGGCUACCCACUGACAAAAGAUGAACUACAUGAUUUUUUCAUGAGGCACUAUGGAGAUAUUGAAGAAAUAAGUGUUGAGGAGCCAAUCGAAAGGAGGCCACCUCUUUACGCACACGUUACAUUUUACUCGCAGAUGACACUCUUCCAUGUCCUAGAUGGGAAUCGGAGAGUCAAGUUCAUGAUCAGGGGAAAACAUCUAUGGGCUCGACAGUAUGUGCCAAAGAAGAAGAAGAAAACUGAUGUCUUUAUGACCAAAGCCUGAUUUCAUAAACAUUCAAGAAAACGAUAUGCCAAGCAUUCUGGAAGCAUACUCGAAUAGAAUCUGCACUUGUAAGAUUAUUCUUGUGCAUAUCUAAUUCUCGUGCUUUCUCCAACUUAUUACACAUUUGUGACCCAGAUUUAUGGACAUUGUUCUGAACUUAUAAUGAAUUACAUUCUGAGGACUCAAAUUUGUUUGUUAAGGAUUAUAAAUUUGU
This is a messenger RNA of Hordeum vulgare subsp. vulgare (domesticated barley), 1420 nucleotides long. RefSeq lists its product as uncharacterized. Gene Ontology annotation, molecular function: RNA binding. The coding region runs from base 103 to 1206 and encodes 367 amino acids. The record is from RefSeq and is a predicted model, not a curated record. The transcript is spliced from 5 exons. NCBI's taxonomy places the organism in Eukaryota, Viridiplantae, Streptophyta, Magnoliopsida, Poales, Poaceae.